This is a messenger RNA of Hemicordylus capensis (graceful crag lizard), 2989 nucleotides long. RefSeq names its product DEP domain containing 1 (gene DEPDC1). The transcript is spliced from 12 exons. The coding region runs from base 265 to 2601 and encodes 778 amino acids. NCBI's taxonomy places the organism in Eukaryota, Metazoa, Chordata, Lepidosauria, Squamata, Cordylidae. The record is from RefSeq and is a predicted model, not a curated record. Gene Ontology annotation, biological process: intracellular signal transduction. Gene Ontology annotation, cellular component: transcription repressor complex; nucleus.
GAAGACCCCGUGCCUGUUGCAGCCUGGGUUGGGAGGGAAGCAGGUGGCGGUCACCCAUUGGAGGCCAGGGCAGGAGGGAAACAGAUGGCGGGGCUUCCCUGUUUGCUGCCCUGGAGGAGGAAGGCGGCGGCGGAGGGGCCCUUUUUGGCCACCUGGUGAGGCUCUUUUGGAGGCCAUUGCUUGUUGGCCGUCCUGGAGGAGGAAGGCGGCGGGGCCCUUUUUAGCCACUCGUGGAAUGAAGUUACCAAAUAUUUUCGCGCAGAAAUGCCACGAAGGAAACACAGGCAACACUUCAAAAAAUAUGGGAAUUGUUUUACUGCUGCAGAAGCAAUCAGCUGGCUUCAUGAAUUGCUCAGGAAUAACAGGAAUUUUGGUCCAGAAGUGACUAGGCAGCAAACUGUUCAGCUGUUAAGGAAAUUUCUAAAAAAUCAUGUGAUUGAAGAUAUAAAAGGAAGAUGGGGUUCCGAAAAUCUGGAUGACAACCACAUCUUGUACAGAUUUCCUUCAACUUCCCCUGUUAGAAUUUUGCCACGUCAGUGCCUGAAUGAGGACAUGGAUAAUGUACCUAAAGGAACAGAACAUACGUUUAAAUUAUCACAUUUUUCCAAGAGAACUCCUAAAAAACAUGAAUUCCAGGAAUAUCAGGAAAACAUAAGCUUUGUAAAAAGUGAAAAAAAGAUGGCACACAGCAGGCGAGUAACCCAAGUAGACAUAGAAGAAGUCUGGAGAAACCUUGUUUUGAUACAUUUGCAAACUAUUUUAGGUAUACCAUCAUUAGAAGAAGUCUUGAGCCCAGCACAAGUAAUUCCUCAGUAUGUAAUGUACAACAUGACUAAUAUAAGUAAACGGGGUGUUGUUCUUCUACAAGACAAAUCAGAGGACCUUCCUCACUGGGUACUGUCAGCUAUGAAGUGCUUAGCAAACUGGCCUAGAAGUAAUGACAUGAGCCAGCCAACAUACGUGGGCUUUGAACGGGAUGUGUUCAAAACAGUGGCUGACUACUUCCUUAGUCUCUCUGAACCUUUGCUUACUUUUGAGUACUAUGACUUAUUUAUGAACGUCUUAGUUUUGUGUGGCUACGUCACAAUUCCAAAUAGAUCCAGUGGAAAAUCUAGUAUCCGGAAUGAUUUGGAAGUUUCCAAAACUCCACACUUAAACUCUUUCAAGUCAACUGAAUGUCUUCUGCUCAGUUUGCUCCAUCGUGACAAGAAGGAUGAACCUGGGACUUCUGAAAUUGUUUCUAAAAACUGUACAGCUGAAAAAGAAUGUGCUACAAAGCCACCACAUUGUAUUGUGGCUUGUAAACAUGCCCCAGUUCACGAACGAAUAAGUGGCAGUUGUCACAAUCUUUCAAGACUGAAAAAUGAACAAUCUCUGUCUCUCAAACUUAAAACAAGAUGUUGUUCUCUAGAGGGAAUUGUAGAUGCAUCCUCAAGCAAAUGUAAUAAAGAUGGAUUAAAAAUAUGUUCUGAACCUGGAAUUCACAUCAUGCCAUUUACAAAUAAGGAAGACCAACUUUUGCACUCCGAGGCUAAACCAGACCCUUCAUUGGAUCUUUGUUCAGAUAUCACUAGCCAAAAACAAGAACAUGGCUUCAAGAGAGUUUCUGCAUUGAAUGUUCCUGACCAAGAGCUCUGUAGUAGUAAUCACAAACCAAAGCAGCUUUGCAGGUCUCGGAGUCUACGUGGAAAUAGCAACUCCAGUUGGUGUGGUGUCCAUGUUCCAGUUGCAGAGAUCACGAUAAAACUGAAUCCAGUAGUUCCACUUGGCCAAAAAAUCCAAAAUACUACCAAAGUGGUUGCUAAAAUAGGAAGUAAACCUGGAGAUUACAAUAUGGCCAUCAAAAAAAGACUCUGGAGAAGCACAUCAGAACUUUCAGAAAACACAUUUCCCCCCAGCUCCUUUUUGUUGACUGGCACAUCAAGUCUGUUGCAACCUCAUUUAGAACGUGUUGCUAUUGAAGCACUGCAGAUAUGCUGUGUGUUGCUUCCACCACCAAAUCGCAGAAAACUGCAACUCUUAAUGCGUAUGAUUUCUCGAAUGAGUGAAAAUGUUGAUAUGCCACGACUUCACGAUGCAGUUGGCACCAAGUCUUUGAUGAUACAGACAUUUUCUCGGUGUAUUUUGUGUUGUGAAGAAGAAGUAGACUUUGAUGAGCUGCUUGCAGCACGAUUAGUUUCCUUCCUUAUGGAUCAUCAUCAAGAAAUUCUAGAUGUCCCAACGUAUUUAUGGGUUGCAGUGCAAGACCACAUAGAGACUUUAAAAACUACUCAGUUGGAAUGCCUAUCAGAAGAAAUGAGCACCAUAUUUCCAACCUACUCUUAUUGCAAGAGGAUAACAUCUCAGGAAUUUGAUGAACAAAAGAUUUCUACCUCUCAGGCUGCAGUUACAGAGCUUUUGGAAAAUAUUAUUAAGGACAAAUAUUUAUCUCUGAAAGACAAAAAGAAAAAGCUGAAACAGUUUCAGAAAGAAUAUCCACAAAUCUAUCAGAAUAGAUUUCCGACCACAGAAAGUGAAGCCAUCUUGUUUGUGGACAAGCCCACAAUUAAGCAGCCAAUGCUCAGCCUGCGAAAGCCAAAGUUCCGUGGGAUAAGGCAUUAAUGGAUACCUUUUCAAAACUCAUGUUUUGAUGUUUGUAAGGCAUGAAAAAUGAGCUCAUUUAAGCGAGCAAAUAUAUGCAAAUGUGAAUUUUGUUGAAGUGUGUUAACACAGGCUAGUCCUACAGUUUCCUUGUCAUACCCAAUGUUGUUGUUUCCAUAUUCUGAUGUUUACAAAUCAACCCAACAAUUGUAAAUAGUAUUGAAUUGAGUGACAUGCAAAUGAAGGUAACAAGAAUGCAGAUAGCAAUAGCCAAAAAGAUGGCGGACAAGGGGGCUGUAGUAGUACCGGUAGUACUGAGAAAAUGAAGCACUUGCCCUGUAACUCUUGAAUGUACAGUUUUGGAAAGGACAUAUUUUUACAUACCACAAUAAACUGACAUUUUGUGUUC